Messenger RNA from Dendroctonus ponderosae (mountain pine beetle), 3439 nucleotides. RefSeq lists its product as uncharacterized. The record is from RefSeq and is a predicted model, not a curated record. Lineage: Eukaryota; Metazoa; Arthropoda; Insecta; Coleoptera; Curculionidae. Bases 208 to 3345 code for a protein of 1045 amino acids. The transcript has 12 exons. Gene Ontology annotation, biological process: transmembrane transport. Gene Ontology annotation, molecular function: transmembrane transporter activity. Gene Ontology annotation, cellular component: membrane.
CUUUUACGAAUUCCUUUACACCAGCCUCUUCUAAGGUCGCUCUUUCAAACUGGUUUUCCCAGAAUCUUCACUGAAUUACCAUUCUUUAUUUACUAAUAAAAUUAAGUUCCUGAUUCGAAAGAGCCGCUGUCGAGUGGUCGCACUAUGUCUAGGUCGUGUCUACUAGUGGUGUUUGUUUAGUUCUUGGUAUUUGUGUUGUGUUAAACUAUGGAAUCUACUACUGAUCUAGUUACUCAGUCCAUUGCGGACUUGACCGCGGACAAAACGAAAAAGAAAAAGACUAUCAGAGAGCGGAUUUCUUACGUAAAGGAAGUGAUUACGGUCGAGCCAUUGAUUGCCUCCUACGUUUUGUCCGCGAUUUUGGUAAAACCUGCUUUGCUGGUGUUGGAAUAUGAUAAAGCCUGCAGGGCCAAUUUGGGCUUGAAUGAGACUGUUUGCGACAACAUUGUAAACAGCGAUGAUACAAUAUACUUGAACGAAACCGAGCAAAUCCAGCUACUGAUCAGCGAUGUGCAUUCUUGGCAGCUUCCCAUUCAAAGUGUGAUGCCUUUGAUUCUGGUGCUCUUCCUCGGCUCCUACAGCGAUCGGCACCAAUGGAGAAAGCCUUUUUUGCUCUUGCCAUUGAUAGGAGAGCUUUUUGCAGUAGCUGGAUGCAUUAUCUCAGUGCUACUUAUGGACACUUGGUCUCUAGAGGUGCAAGGCGUGGUGCAAACAGUGGUACCUUCCUUCUUCGGCGGCCAAACUAUGCUUACCAUGGCAGUUUUCGCAUAUAUUGCCGAUGUUAGUACAUUGGAAAUGAGGACACUUCGUGUAGGCAUAGUUCAGAUAGUCAUAAAUGCAUGUGUUCCAACCGUGCAAUCCUUCAGCGCUGUUCUGUUCACUUCAAUUGGAUACAUCGGAGUUUUGAUAAUUGCCGGGUUUCUAUAUUUAAGCGGUAUAAUUUACGGUUUUUUCUGCAUAAAAGAGCCGAAAAAACCGAUUAAGGAGUCUAAGAAAAAUUUCCUGCUGGAUAUUUUCGAUACAAGGCACGCCAUCGAUACUUUUAAGCUGAUACUGAAGAAAAGCCCUGGGAACGAUCGGCUUUUUAUUGUGCUCUUACUGCUGGGGAUGUUUGUCUACACUUUGGUCAAUGUGGGGGAAGACAGUGUGUUUUUUCUCUACACCAGAGGGUUUUUGAAUUGGAGUAUUGUGCAGUAUACUUCGUUCUUAACCGCCAACACUCUCAUCCAUUUAGUGGGAACAAUUAUAGCAGUGCCAUUAUUUACAAAAUUCCUCAAACUGCACGAUUUGGUCAUACUGUUGCUAUCGUUUCUGGAUAAAAUUGUGUGCAACAUAUUCUUCGGAAUUGCCCAAGACAGCGUUCUGAUGUAUGUCGGAGCCGCUGUUAGUUUGAUAACAGGCGUUACUUCAAUAUCUUUGCGCUCAUUAGCGACUAAAGUCGUAUCUGAGAACGAUCUAGGUAAGGCUCAGUCUCUAUUUGGGAUAGUCGAAGCGAUCGGCCCAGCAGUGGCAGCCCCUGUAUAUAAUGUGGGAAUCUAUAGUCACACCUACGAAACGUUACCGUCUGCAUUCUUCUACUUUAGUGCCAUCGUCUAUGCUGUCUAUGUCCUGAUAAUCAUAUGGAUGUACAUUCGAGAUAAAGCAAAAAAUAAGCAAUCUAAGGCAACCAAUGGUACCACCACUAGCAACGGGGUGCAGAACAACGGCGCUGUCUUUGAAAAGCCGAUUCAAAUGGAAGACAUUCAAGUUACGCACAUGCACAGUUUUCAUACGCAUUAUUUUCACUCUCGUAAUAAUCCAGCUAGUUUUCUCUCGUGUGCCUGUUGUCCCAUAUUCGAUUUUACUGUUUGGCCCAAUUGGAAGUCGAUAAUGUAUCCGGAUAGCGAAAAAAAUGCCCAAGAAACGUUUAAGGACACUAUCAAACGCCUUAAGAAAGUCGUAACAGUGGAACCGCUUAUUGCAUUCUAUCAAAUGGCGCUGUUCAUAUCAAAACCAGCUCUCGAUAAUUUGGAAUUUGAAAAAGCCUGCAGAGUAAAUUUGAACUUCAACAGCUCGGUAUGUGAUUCCAUACUAAAUGGUAAUCACAGCCAUUACUCUAGUGAAAACGAAGAAAUCCAGAAGAUAAUCAUCAGCAUGCAUUCCUGGCAACAGCCGCUCCAGAGCUUCAGUCCACUAAUUCUAGUGCUAUUUCUGGGCUCUUUUAGCGAUAGGCAUAAGUGGCGAAAGCCCUUUUUCCUGGUACCGAUAGUUGGAGAAUUAAGCGGACUAGUCGGUUGCAUCCUGUGCGUGAUAUUCAAGAAGCAAUUGCCUUUGGAGGCCCAGGGAAUCUCGCAAAAAGUGAUUCCGUCGUUUUUCGGCGGGCAAACCAUGCUCGCGAUGGCCACCACAGCUUAUAUAGCGGAUAUAAGUACAAUUGAAAUGCGAACUUUGCGUCUAGGUAUAGUGCAAAUUGUGAUCAGUGUAGUAUUGCCGUUUGUUCAGUCUUUCAGUGGGAUAUUUUUUGUCAAAGUUGGAUACCUGAGUGUUUUGGGUACUUCCACAUCUUUGUAUCUCCUAGCGUUGCUGUAUGGGGUCUUGUGGAUUAAGGAGACACGAAAGGACAGAACGAAGACCAGUGAAAGAUGUAUUUUGGCUGAUAUGUUUGACCCCAAGCACGCGAAAGAAACCUUCAACUUACUUGUGAAGAAAAGCGCGGAAAAUGAUAGAUUUUUAAUUUGGAUUCUGGUGCUAAUGGUUUUUCUAUAUCGAGCAGCAUUUGAUGGCGAGAGCAACGUUUUAUAUUUAUAUACUCAAAGCGUUUUUCAAUGGACUCCGCUGGAAUACAGCUACUUCCUAACAGUGAACUCCUUGGUGGCUUUGGCUGGACAUCUAUUCGGAGUGCCCUUAUUUACGCGAGUUCUGCACUUGAGUGAUUCAGUUAUUUUACUGAUAGCUAUAAUAGACAAGAUUGUGACGAAUUUAUUUUUUGGGCUGGCAACUGGCCCUCGUGUCUUUUACGCCGGAGUGGCUGUUAGCAUAGUGACGAGAGUUUACAGGACAGCAAAGAAAUCCAUAGCCACGAAAAUAGUGAGCAAAAACGAUGUGGGGAAAGCUCAGUCGCUAUUAGGAAUAUGCGAUGUUUUGGCUCCUGCGCUUUUUGUCCCCAUUUACAACAAAAUAAUUUACAUGGAAACCUUCCACAGUUUUCCUGCAGCCUUUUUCUUUUGCAGCAUCCUGCUUUAUGGCAUCAGCUGUAUUUUUAUCAUAAUCAUGUAUGUGCGACUCAACAGGAAGACAAACUCAGAAGUUUUAACUCCUGAUAGUCCAGACAAAACCAACAUAGGAUCAGGAACUACACACCUAUAACCGUUGUAUGAGGAGGAUUUUCAGCUCCUAAUAGCGUCUAAACCACUCUGUGAUAUACAUAUUUAUUUACAAUUAUACUAGGUAUACCAGAAAA